Porites evermanni is the source of this 1329-nucleotide messenger RNA. NCBI's taxonomy places the organism in Eukaryota, Metazoa, Cnidaria, Anthozoa, Scleractinia, Poritidae. The record is from the annotation of a GenBank genome assembly.
AUGGCUACUUUUGAUGACAACUGGCAGACAAAACGUCCCAAUAUCAGUGAGAGAACCAAAUUCAUUUUCAAUAAUGAAUUACUAAGCGAUGUCAAGUUCGUAGCUCCUGCGUCGAACAGCGAAAGUGAAAGCCGGAAGAGUCAGAAGAGCAUUCCAGCCCAUAAGUUUGUGCUUGCAAUCAGCAGUCCUGUGUUCUAUGCUAUGUUUUAUGGUGAAAUGGCGGAGACUGCAAGCACUAUUGAACUGCCUGACUGUGAUUAUGAGAGUCUGUUGGAGCUGUUUCGUUACUUGUACAGCGAUGAAGUGAACUUAACCGGAAGUAAUGUCAUGCAGGUUCUCUACUUGGCAAAGAAAUAUCUAGUGCCCUCACUCGCUGGUAGGUGCACUGAAUAUCUUCGGGAACAUCUAGAAGCGUCCAAUGCGUUCUCCAUUUUGCCGCAAGCUCAGAAAUUUGAGGAUAAAGAUUUGGAAGAACGAUGCUGGAACGUAAUUGAAUUGCACACUGAAGAAGCUGUGACGUCGGAUGAUUUUGUGACGCUUGAGCGAUCAAUUGUUGAGACUGUCGUGAAGAAAGAAAGGUUGAAUGUAAAAGAAGUGGAUCUGUUCAAAGCUGUUGAUCGCUGGGCCACUAAAGAAGUGGAAAGGCAAGGGUUGACUCCUGAUGGAGAGGUCAAAAGAAGGGUUCUUGGAGAGGAAAUUGUGAAAGCAAUACGGUUUCCAGUGAUGUCAUACAACGAGUUUGCUUCUGUUGUCUGGGAUUGUGACAUCCUGACUAAAAGAGAGCUUGGUGUCAUGAUAAAACACUAUGGCGAUGCCAGUUUAAAGUGUCCUUUGCCUUUCAUCCAUUCCCCCAGAUCUGGCUCGAUCGUACAUCGGUGUUACAGAAUAACAUCGGCACAACCUACUGGUUGGGGCUACGGUGGUAGCGUUGAUGGCCUUGGAGUAACCGCCAGCAAACCCAUCGCGUUACAUGGAGUACAGCAUUUUGGCACUACAGGUGGUAAUUAUUCAGUGUCACUAGAAGUAAAAGAUGCACAAAGUGGUCUCUCUCUGGCAAAACAAACAGGAACACACUCUUCCGAGAAAAAUGACAUACACAGCUAUUACGGAUUUGAUGUCAUGUUUAAUCACCCGGUUCACCUUGAGCAAAAUAAACGAUAUGAGGUUGUAUCCUUUAUCAGGGGCCCUAGAUCGUGGGCUGUGAAAGAGGGAAAAAGUCAUGUUGAGGUUCAAGGAGUCAAGUUUUCUUUCAGUUCCGCAGGUGCUUCUACUAAUGGAACUGACGUGAUUUGCGGCCAGUUUCCUGCAUUUCUUUUCAGCUUACGGUAG